Pteronotus mesoamericanus is the source of this 1813-nucleotide messenger RNA. It is a transcript of the gene PARP11, whose product is annotated as poly(ADP-ribose) polymerase family member 11. NCBI's taxonomy places the organism in Eukaryota, Metazoa, Chordata, Mammalia, Chiroptera, Mormoopidae. The record is from RefSeq and is a predicted model, not a curated record. Gene Ontology annotation, molecular function: NAD+-protein mono-ADP-ribosyltransferase activity; NAD+ poly-ADP-ribosyltransferase activity. Gene Ontology annotation, cellular component: nucleus. The transcript has 8 exons. The coding region runs from base 187 to 1203 and encodes 338 amino acids.
UUGGGCGGAAGUCGGGAGGUUCGGUAGUUCAAAGAAGCUGGCUUGUGACAGGGCGGGGAGAAGGAAGGCCUGCGUAAAGGUUGCCUCUCCAUCCCUUCGUUCCUGGGCACCCUUGGAAAAAACCAACACCUGUGUCCCGCGGAUAGCCCAUUUCCCAGGCUCUCUCCGCUCUAUUACGCCACCGUUAUGUGGGAAGCAAGUCCGGAGAUGUUUCACAAAGCCGAAGAAUUCCUAUCCAAAACUGCAGAUAGUGAGGUGGAUGAGAUGGACACAUCAGAUACCCAGUGGGGCUGGUUUUACUUGGCAGAAUGUGGAAAGUGGCACAUGUUUCAGCCGGAUACCAACAUUCAGUGUUCAGUUAGCAGUGAAGACAUCGAAAAAAGCUUCAAAACAAAUCCUUGUGGCUCCAUUUCUUUUACUACUUCCAAAUUCAGCUACAAGAUAGACUUUGCAGAAAUGAAGCAAAUGAAUCUCACCACUGGAAAGCAGCGCUUAAUAAAAAGAGCCCCCUUUUCUAUCAGUGCUUUCAGUUAUAUCUGUGAAAAUGAGGCUAUCCCCAUGCCACCGCACUGGGAGAAUGUGAAUACUGAUGUGCCCUAUCAGCUUAUUCCUUUGCACAGUCAAACACACGAAUAUAAUGAAGUUGCUAGUCUCUUUGGGAAAACAAUGGAUCGCAACAGAAUUAAAAGAAUACAGAGAAUUCAAAACCUAGACUUGUGGGAGUUCUUUUGCAGGAAAAAGGCCCAGCUCAAGAAAAAAAGUGGCAUGCCUCAGAUUAAUGAACAAAUGCUAUUUCACGGUACCAGCAGUGAAUUUGUGGAAGCAAUUUGCAUUCAUAACUUUGAUUGGAGAAUAAAUGGUAUACAUGGCGCUCUCUUUGGUAAAGGAACCUAUUUUGCUAGAGAUGCUGCUUACUCCAGUCGCUUCUGCAAAGAUGACAUAAAACAUGGAAACACAUUCCAAAUUCAUGGUGUAAGCUUGCAACAGCGGCAUCUAUUUAGAACAUACAAAUCUAUGUUUCUUGCUCGAGUGCUAAUUGGAGAUUAUAUAAAUGGAGACUCCAAAUACAUGCGACCUCCUUCCAAAGACGGUAGCUAUGUGAAUUUAUAUGACAGCUGUGUGGAUGACACCUGGAAUCCAAAGAUCUUUGUGGUGUUUGAUGCAAACCAGAUCUAUCCUGAGUACUUAAUAGACUUCCAUUGAUUUGACUUCCAAAUCUCAGUGGUCAAAGAAAUUUAUUCUUUUUUGCAGGAAGAUUUGCUCUCCUGUCAUCUAGCCACUAAAUGUUAAUUAUCUCACACUUUUGAAACUGAUAUGAAAAAAAGUGGCCUCCAUAUAAAAAGACAUACUGACUUUAAGGUUGGUUUUUUGUUGUUUUGUUUCUGUUCGUUAUUCAGUCUUGUGUGUUAAAGAGCGACACCAUUGCCAUUUUAAUACCUUCCAGUGAAGGAUAACACUCCGAAUUGAAUCACCUGAGUCUUAAUUAACAUAGUCAUUUAGAGUUUUUAAAGUUUAUGUGUGUGUAUCAGGAUGAAUGUUUUCAGUUCAGGUAGACUUAUUCAUCAAUAUGUUCAGAAAAUAAAUAUAUAGACAUAAACUUGUUCCUUCAGAGGAACUGAUCCUUUGUAAAUUGAAUUCUGAUAUUACUCUCCACCAAACAACAUAUUGCUUUGUUGGGCUUCUGAAGAGGCGAUUUGAAAACUUGAAGCAGUAUGAGUACCUUGAGAGAAGUCAGAAAUAAGAAAAUUAUUUGCGGUGCUACCAUACAAGCCAGAAGGAGAAAGUCAAGGUAGAGUGUCCUGCUUCUGAGUGC